Molecule: messenger RNA, 6116 nt
Organism: Gryllus bimaculatus (two-spotted cricket)
Lineage: Eukaryota; Metazoa; Arthropoda; Insecta; Orthoptera; Gryllidae
Source: the annotation of a GenBank genome assembly
AUGCUUAUAAUUGGGCUGAAUGAUGAUUAUGAAAUAAAUACCAUUUAUGUGGCUCUACAGCACCUGGGAUCUGUGAGAAAAACAUCAACAGGGUGUCUGUUUGGUCUUAUGUAUGAGAGUACCCUUUUAGUAGUGGGUUAUAACAUAGAACUGUGUUUUAAUGAAAAAAGUACUCAUGAGGUAUUACAAAAAACACAGAAAAAUUACAAGUCUAGGAUCCAUAACUUACCCACAGAAGUUGAUCUGUGUGGGUUGAUAACUUUUGCAGAAGAUAUAGCCGAUCCAGAAAAUCAUGCUACAGUGAUAAAAAUCCUGGAGGAUGUUGAUGUAACGGACAAUCCCCUGCUUAUGAUGUAUUCUCUUGGUUCGGAUGGCACCUCUGAGUUACAUACUUAUUUCUAUGUCCAUGACAAGUUAGUUGAGACACCAUAUGAUGUUGUGAAUGAAGCAACUCUGUGGCAGGAAUUCAUUCAUGUACGUUUAUGUUCUCGGUUACCAUUGGUAUGUGACCUUGAACACAAUGCUAUUAAAGAUGCUAUACAAUCACUCCACAAAAAGGUAAGUUUAUGCUCAAAGUAUCUUGAAAGUAGGAAAUGCAAACAUUUUGAAAUACUUUUUUUCCAGGUUGCUUCAGGAACUGUGGCUUUCUGUUUUUUGAAAAGUAUAUUUUUAUUGGGUGGGGAUGUGGAAGGAGGUUUAACUGGUGUCCCAGGGAAUCAAACUGUUGGUGAUCUUUUCAAUCUGCAGCUAGAAAAAUGUGGGAUUCAAGAGAGCAAUCGAUUACGAAAACACGAUCAGUCACAUUUACGGAAAAGUAUUGAUAUAGUUAGUGCAACCUUGCUAAUGAAGCCUACCCGGGAGAUUCGUGAUAAUGAUCAACCUAGAGCAGCUCCUGUCAUACAACAUAUCAAAAAAACCUAUACAUGUUUGCAAGUAUGGUUGCAUGUGGAUGCUUUGUCAAUGGUACCACGAUCAGCAAAACUGAUGGAACUCUAUCCAGUUCUUGUGGAGAGUGUAUGUCGAAAUCUUAAGCUGACUGAGAGCUGCCUUCUGGAACAAGUGUUGGCAGCAAAAGAUGGUGGUCCAGAUGCACCAGUCAAUAUUUCUCUGCCAAAACCGUUGCAUUUCUUACCUGCAGACUGCAGUCAUUUCCUUACUCUUGCUUUACCUGAAGGCAGAAGUGAUGAUCAACUUGUUUCGUAUCGGAAAGCUUUACAUAUGGAGUUUGGCCUCCCCCAAGAUCGACCCUUCUUCCGGAAAGGUAAUGCAUAUGUUUUCCGGUCUGAACAAUCAAAUAAGUUGCUGGUAAAUCCGCAUGAAGGUUUGGGAUCAUCUGGAGUUAAAGGUGGUGAAGUCUCUGUUGUACAAGGGCUUUACAGUUACCAUCAUUAUAUGCAAGAUCGUAUUGAUGAUGAUGGAUGGGGUUGUGCAUAUCGCUCUCUUCAGACAAUUGUGUCCUGGUUUAGGUGGCAAGGAUACACAGCAAGGGACCCACCCUCACACCAUGAAAUCCAAGAGUGCCUUGUCAAGCUUGGGGACAAGCCUCCCUCCUUCAUUGGGUCUUCCCAAUGGAUUGGAUCCACUGAAGUCAGCUACUGCUUGGAGGCCAUGCUGGGCAUCACUUCUCGCAUCAUCAGUGUAAGCUCAGGCGAGGAGUUGGGUUUGCGAGGUGGUGAGCUGGCCAUGCACUUCCGCACUCAGGGAACUCCCAUCAUGAUCGGUGGGGGAGUUCUGGCUCAUACUAUUCUUGGGGUCGAUUUCAACCGUGAUUCAGGUGAUCUGAAAUUUCUGAUCCUCGAUCCACAUUACACUGGAGGAGAAGAUUUAACUGUAGUGCAAAAUAAAGGCUGGUGUGGCUGGAAAGGCAUAAAUUUUUGGAAGAAAGGUGCAUUUUACAAUUUGUGUCUUCCACAACGUCCUAUUGGUAUAUAAGGAGCAUUUCACAAUUUUCUUGUUUUGUUACUUUCAACUUUUUAUAAACAAUGAAAGAUCAAAUCGCAGUGCAAAAUUUAUGUUAUGAAUGUAUAUAUGGAGCUAUUUGAUGUUGUUCUCUUGCAAUUAGUACCUUUACAGUAAGUAUAUAAAAAGAAGAACGUCCUGGUUGUGGGUGGGGUUCUGCUUCUAGAAUUUUGUUUGUGUGUGUUCAUGCACAGUCCCCUGUAUUAUUAACUUUUUUGAAGUUGCCUGUAAGAAGUAGACAUACUAUCUAUAGAGCAAUGUGCUGAAUAAUGGGAGAGAUGUGUAUAAAUAAUAAUAUUAAGUAUGUUGUUAAUUUUAUUUUGAAAUAAAUGUGUAUGUUUGUACAUAAUACAAGAGCUUUGUUACUGCACUCCCGGAACGAAUUUCACCCCAUAAAUUCUCCAAUUUAUUUCUUCCACAUAUUCCAGAAUUUGGUGAACAUAAAACAUAAUUGUGAUAUAACUGACAAUUCAUCUAAUUUUAUUACUGAAACAUUUAAUUUAUAACACUGGUUUUACACUGCAAGAAGAAUUACUUAACAAUUUGCUUGCACCAGCGAAAUUGAGAGUAAAUGGCUUCAUGAAUUUCUUUAAUUAGCUGCAGCAAGUGCAGGAAACUUGUUUACUACGCAUUUUUCAAGUAUGUGAACUGUUCCCAGAAGUUGUCCCAGCAAUAGACGAGAUUAAAUGUGUUUCUAUUAUGUAGUGGAUGCUGGCAAGUUUGACAUUGUAUAGGGCAGCAUUUGAAAAAGUUUCUGACAUAGCAGACAAGCAGUGGCAAAGAUAAAUUAUGAAUAGCAUUUUUCCGUAAUUUUAUUUUGUGAUUUAAAUACGUAAAAAAUAAGAUAUAAAAAAAAUCUGUAGAACACUUAAAAUACUGUAGGCAGUCUGUAUGUUUCAUAAUAAAUGAUAAAAUUAUGUUCACAAGAGCAGUCCAUCAAGGACCUGCUACAAUGCAUCAAAAUGAUAGCACAGUCCUCUAAGAGGCAACAUCAAAUUAUUAUAGAAAUUGCUCAAUAAGCAAUGCAGCACUGUGCAAAAUCGGAGGUUUUUGCCACCUCUCUCAUAGAGGCAGACAGAAAACUUCAAAACUCAAUUCUCUUAACAGUUAGGAAACUAAUAAUAAUAAUAACAAUAAUAACAAUAGAGCCUUAGAUUUUUAGGAGUUUGUAAACGUCUUUUUAGGCUUUUUAAUAUGACUUUUCCCAUUUAGGUACUUAUAAUUUUUCCUAAAAGUGAUAGUGUCAAGCUGUACAAUAUUUGCAAUAAAUCACAAUUUAAAUUACUAUAUUUUUAAUUAAAUUUUUCACUUCUGAAAUUAGUUCAAAGUUUCUUAAAAAUCACAUAAAAUUAAUAAGAUCAUAUUUAAACAAGCAUUUCCUUCACAUUCAAACAAAAUCAUUUUGAGAAGCCGUGUCCCAAAAUAUCAUGCCAAGGAUUCUUUAAAAAAUCAAAUUUAAGCAUGUGAAAUGCAGCCAAAUAGGAUUCACAUAACUUAUGUGCAAUUAAGGACCCGUGCCCAUGAGCAUUUCGUUGAUGCAAGUCAUAGAAUGAAUUAAAAAUAUUACGCAAAACAGCGCACUAGCACUUUGGCUGUUCCACAUAAGAUACAGUGAUAAUCUAUGUGUUGCUUAAAUGUGCAUCAACACAACACUUGUGUGACACAACCCUAACUAAUAAGCUAUUGCAAACACAUACCUCUUUAUUAAAUUUAUGAUUUAGCCUCUUUUAGGAUCAACUCAUGUUAGCUCUCUUUACGAUCUACAGGAUUCAUGCUUUUGGCUCAAAAGAUUGAAAUGAUUAUGUAUAUUCAAAAUGAUAACAUAACGAAGUAAAAAAUAAGUUAAAAUCUAUGAGUCCAGGCCCUAAUAAUAAUACAGGUUAAUAAGAUGAAAUUACAUGAAUGCUUUCAUAGUAAAGUAUCAAAAUGUUGACAAAAUCAGAACUGUGAUACUAUUCACAACACCGAUGCUAUGUAACUGUCAGCCACACAAAAUACACCUGUCACUUAAUUAAGCUAACAAAUGUGCAACAUCAGAGCAAUUUGUGAUUAGUGCACCUCUAGUGUAAGCAUUUCAGCAUAUAGAGUACUGCAAACGGCUACUGCAAUCACUUGCUAAUGUGAAGCCAGAUCAUUAAGAGGGGUUUUCAUAAACUUCAAAACUUGUGACAUUUCUCAUGGAAAAGGAGAUUAUCAAUUUUUAUAUAAUUUCAUUGGUUCUCAACAUUCUAAAUUUGUAAGUAAAAUAUGAAAAUUAACCAGCUUCUCAUCUGUUUAACAAUUAUAAGAUUUUGCUUUAGGACUGACUGUAACAUGCAGUACUGUGAGAAGUAUGUCAACUCCACAGUGAAACUAUUCCAAUACGGACUACUGAAUUUACUUUGGAGGUUGGUUAUUCACAAAAUCUUUGCCCACAUCACUAUUUAUCAGGACCAAAUUUUCCAGAAAAAUUGCAAUAUUUAUUUUAUUGAUAAAAUAGUUGAGUCCCUUUUCUAGCAAUAACCCUUCCAUAUCUUUAUAGUUUGGGAACUGGAGCAACCUUUUGCAAUGAACUUUAAACUUCUUUAGAGACUAUUUUAACAUUACUUCUGAAAUUUUUUUAAGCUUUAUAUUUAAUAUAAAGUGCAAUAAUCAUAAAGUAAUGACAAAUUCCAUUCACAACAUGACAAGAUUUCUGAGUUUUUUGAGGACACAUCUAUUCUGCUUAGUUGAGAAAUUCUGCUACAACUAGUAGCACAUUUAUUUUGAUACACGAUUACAUGACUAACUAAAUAUUAAUUAUCAAUAACAUUAAUAUUCUAAGUUCUAAAAUUUUAAGGGUGAUUUGUAUAGGACCUUGAUCACAAACUCACAGGCGAGGUUUGCGGGGAAGGGAACCAAAAGCUGAUAUUACAGUACUCUUGGUGCCAGUUGCACUUGAAGUAAGAGAAGGUUGCUGCACAAGACCUACUGGCUUAAGAAUGUUCUGUUGUGCUGCAACUAAACUGCUACCUAUCACUGUUCCAACUUGAUCCCACUUUGAUUUUCGACGUUUUGCUUCAUCUUCUGCACCAGAGCCACUACCAGGCCGCUUGGCCGUUCCAGAAACAAAUUCAACUUUAGUCUUUUCCUUACGCUCUUCACCUUUCUUUCCCCUCUCAUGUUUAUCCAUUUCUGCUUUUUGAACUUUAGCUAAUUCUUCAUAAUAUGAUUCCUUCCCCCAGCGUAAUGGGUCAUAAACAUGAGCAGGAUAAUUAGUUCCAAGUUCGUUAAUACUACAAAACUGAAUCAACUUUUCAUAAAUACUUGGAUUGCGAAAAUCCUUUUUGUGCUGUAUAACGUGAUUCAUAUCCAAACCACUGGUCUGCAUUUUCUCAUGCAAACGAUUAAUCUUCUCUUGAAGUUCAUUAGAGCAUCUUCCCUGUGGUUCUGGAAAAAGGCGUAUGCCAUCAACAACUGGUUCUGGCUCGGGCUCUAUCGUAAUGGACUUCCGCCGUUCGGGUUCAUUCAAGUCGGCGAUAUUACCCUCAUCGUCUGACACGAUUGUAUCAUCAUGAUAUGAUACAAGUCGAGCCGUCGCAGUAGCAGUAACAGGCACUGUAACGCGAACAUCUGCUCUAGAAACUGGAGGUGUAACUAUACCAGUAUUGGAAUGAGAAGAAUGAGCACUGUUUUCUUCCCCUGGAGACUUAUCAUUUUGUUCUUCCAAAGCGUCAUCUUCUCCUUCUGAGUCAGUAUAAGUAGCAGUUAACGAAGCUAAAGCAUGUCCUGACAUCGUCGCGCGCGGAAAUUCUAAUUAAAAUUGGGUUAUGAAGUACUAUUCGCUACUUCGUGUGGUAUCCCACAAUGUUAUGACUGGCUAUGAUGUCCACAAAUCAUUAAGUUUAACAAAAUUAAAAUCAAAACACAAACUUCACCUCUUAAUUUGAAACGCACAUUAAAAAUCGAGAUUGCACAUAAAACGGCAAUCACCAAAAGAAUAUAUCACUACAGAUUAAGGGAUAGAAGGCACAAUCUUAACGGCCACAACCUGGUGAAUUUGGAAUUCAGGACACUAUCUCAUUCACUCCCAGUUUACUCCUCACUGAAGACGGAGUCCUGUGGACCUCACAUUCAAUAAUUCAAUAACACACACUCACACAUAACAUUCUAUACUCUCUGCCACUCAGAGUAUUUUG